GAUGCUCAUCUUUCAGCAACACACAAGUAAGAAUGAGAAACAGGUUCAUGAGUAUGAGAAAGUCUUGCAGAGUGGCAGGCAGGGGACUGCGCCCAGUCAUGGCGGACCACAGAAACAAGAUCCGACGAGCUGCACAGCAGGAGAGGAAGGCUAUCUGUAUCCUUCUGAGAGAAAUAAAUGUGGUCAGUUAAUCUGCGGCUUGGAAAAGGACAACAGCCAAUGCAGCAUGUUCAAGCUGCCCCCCUACUGGGCGGCCCAUGAGCCUGUCGAUAUGGUGGUUUGAUGUUGGAUGGAAAAUAAGAACCCCCCACAACAAACAGAGAGGGCUGGAACAGAGAGACUGGAACAGAGAAAGAGAGGCUAGAAAGGGAAGAACCAUCGACAGAUGGACUCUGUUGUGAUUAAAGAUGGCGGCAGCCUUUACUGCAGACUACGAAGGACGAUCCCCGAUCCAUAGAAAAGCGGUGGGAGUAGUCUGCGAUCCAACACAACAAAACCAAGAACCACACAGUAAGGUAAACCAGCAGGUAUGAUCUCUGCUUUUGAAUCUCGAGGAUGAAAACCACGGCUACCAGUAACUUUCCAUUGUGUUAUUCAUCGUUCUAUUAUGUCUGUUAUCGUUUUUCAUGUCAGUGCCAUACUGGUUCUGUUGUGUCCUCCCUCUCAUCAAAACCGAAGCACAUCAUUUGAUUUGACCAGUGAAUGUGCAUCCCAUGACCAGACGACUGAAGACCCCGAUAGACUGACCGCUUAAAUUCAUUUGAAUUUUUAUUCAUGCCAGCACAUGUCUGGCAAUGCUCUUUCACCAUUUGGUACAUGGUUGCGGAUGUAUGUCUUUGUAUUAUAUCACCAUAGGAAAUAUGGGCCUUUUUAAUAAGAUUUCUCCCUUCAUGUGGGAAUGUGGUGCACUGUGAGCUAUAAUAUCCAGCAAAAUAAACUCAAGUCUGAAAAUUGCUCAAUCCUCUGUGCCUAAUCCACUCCAAGGCUUGUUAGUCAUGAUAUAUUCAGCCAGGACAAAGGACAUCAGCAGGACUCCAGAAUACAUUUUCUGACAGUCUUUUGAUAUUACGCUUUCAUUUCAGAACUUAAAACAGACAGCGAAUAACUUUGAUACGCCUGACAUAUUAAAACCUUCUUAUCUAUAUAAACUUGGUCAAUUAUAUCAACUGUUUUAAGUGCCUCAAUCUAGUCUCUACGCCCCGUGUAUGUUUUCCAUUUUUAGUUUUUGGGCUUUAGAAGAUGUCUCGUCUUGCUUGUUGUUUCUUUUGUUCAUCUUAACUUUUAUUGAAUUCUUUGAAGACAGAAAAUUUGAAAAAAAUAUAUAAAUCUCUAUUGUGUGCACUGGGAGCAUUCAUUUUCACAUCGUAAUGGGCUUUUGUUCAUCAGAGUCUUCAGCAGAGAUAAGCCUAUUUCAGCCAAGGCCUAUACUAGGGAGUCUAAAUCCACACUGACAGGUGGAACAAAAGACAACUGAAAGGACUGAAUUGGGAAACAUGAAGUUGUCCUCUAACACUUAACUGCAGCAGGAUGUUUGAGACUUCAAAAAAUAUUGUAAAACAUCAGUGUAAUUCCCAAUAAGACACUGAAAUCAUUUGAACAUCUUUCUUUAGGAGCCCUAAAUAUAAUAAUAACUAUUUUGACAACCUUGAGAAUUAGCAUUUUUCUGUAAUCAGAAAUUAAUAUCACUGAUCAAUGAACACAUACAAAAUGAACACCUCUCAUUGAAAGCUUUUAAUAGCUACAUUUCUUCAACAAUUCGGACACAAAACACUCGUACGUGUGCUUAACUGAUUUAACAAAUAGCUCUGGUUCAUACAGUCACAGACCUGAAAUGUCUUCUUUUGUUCCUCUGUCUGCUGAGCAGCUCCACAUAGGCCCGUUGCUGAAGGGCUUCUUGUUUGUAGUUGCUGAGGAAAGGAAGAGUAUUUUUCCUUCACCCUCCACACAUUUCUAGCUGUUGAAGUGAUUCAAUUUACACACUUUCUGGUCACAGGACCUCUUUCUCUUGCAUCACUAAAACCUUUUAUUACUGCAGUUUUCUGUAAAAAUGUUUGUGAAUGUAGUUUUCAAAUAGGAUGCCUGUAGAAGUAGAAAUGCAGUAUCAUUUGAUAUAGUGAUACAAAGGAAAACAUCUUUGGUUCGGUCACCUUUUUCCUAAGUUAUCGUAAUGCUAAUAAAGCUUUACAGAAUGUGUACUCACAGCUGUUUAUGUGAUGAAAAAAGUAUUUCAUGAUAAACCUGACAGAUCAGUGAAGUGGAAUGUCUACAAUGUCCUUGGUUUGUACCGAUACCAUUCCCUCCAUGGUUAAUGAUGAAAAGUGAUCUAAAUAGUAAAAUAUGCCAGUUUUGAAACAAAACAAGCAAGUGGGUGCAGAUUAUGAGUUGUAGUUUAAGGUGUUGGAUCCAUAAUCAUCAGCAAAUGCCCAAUAGGCCACAGAAUAAAGGGUUUAGAAGAGAUUUGAUGUAUAUACAGUAUGUGUCUGCUUUACUUGAGUAUAUGUGAUCCUGAACCUGUUCAGGGUUGACUGAUGUGCAGUCACAUCAGGCCCUGUGAGCCGCAUCCGUUUGUAGACUGUGUUUUAAAGUUUGAGUUGUCGUGUCAUAGUCCUCCUCUUUUGAUUAAUGAGAAGCUGUAGCUGCUGGUGGAGGGACUGAUCUGAUAACCCACACCAGCUGUCUGCAGCAUUCAUUCACAUGUUCGAUUCCCUUAUUUCUCCUCAUCUGUUGUGUCCUUCAGAGGUUAGAUUCUGUCUUGAUUUGUGUAUGUUUUUAACCAUAAAAGUGUCACAUGCUGUUGCAAAAGGGAUAAUAAAAGGAGAUAGAGUGAAGGGGACAUUUUUGAUCCAGUAAAUCAUUAUGUUCAUGUUUCCCUGUUUGGAAAACUGUUUCAGUGGAGUUCACCAAGCAGCCUGAACAGGUUAGAGCAUAUAAGGGUCAUGAUAGACCUUUACAUUCAUUUUAAAUAUACAUUAUAAUUCUAUGCACAAGAAAUGUCUUAAACAUUGCAGAAAUUAAAUAUAGAAGCUCCUCAAUAUUAUUUUUAUCUGCUGUGUAUAAAGCAUACUUAACCACUUCUUCUUCUUCUUCUUCUUCUUCUUCUUCUUCUUCUUCUGCAGGAACAAAUGGAUGGCAAACACAAACUAUCAUGGCGACAUUCUGCUUCGGCCAGGCCUUCUGGUGUCGAGGUGAUGAGAGGGACGCUACUGUCACUGCAGCGUGAUGUGUUAAAUAAUCGUGCGAUGGAAUCCUCGGUAAAUGGACGUACUGCUGGAGGAUGUGUGAGGAAGACAAUCAAACUCAAGGAGUUUUUGUGCAGUGGCAUAAGUAGAGGUCUGGAUCUGAUAGUUGUGCAGUGCGGGCUCUACGGACACGUGGUUUAUGGAUGCUGGGACUAUGAGCAUAAGCGACAACAGGGACUACACAGCAGACCUGGGCGGCAGCUUCACUGAGGAUGCUCCUCGACCUCCAGUCCCAGGGGAAGAGGGCGAGCUGGUGUGCAGUGAUGGACGCCAGUACAGCAGCCCGGGCUUCUCCUCCAAGAGCGAGAGCCUCAAAUGUGAGGCGUCCGUGGCCACACCCAGGCGACCCGACUUGGACCUGGGUUAUGAGCCGGAGGGAAGCGCCUCGCCGACACCGCCCUACGUGAAGUGGGCAGAGUCUCUUCACUCCCUCCUGGACGACCAAGAAGGCAUCCAUCUGUUUCGGAUGUUCCUCAAGCAGGAGGAGUGCGGCGACGUGUUGGACUUCUGGUUCGCGUGUAGUGGCUUCCGUAAACUUGACGCCAUCGAGGGUAACGAGGAGAAGAAGGUCAAACUGGCAAAGGCGAUCUAUAAGAAAUACAUCCUGGACAACAAUGGGAUUGUUUCCCGACAGAUCAAACCAGCCACCAAGUCCUUCAUCAAAGACUGCGUCAUGAAGCUUCACAUCGAUCCUGCGAUGUUUGACCAGGCUCAGACUGAGAUCCAGACGAUGAUGGAGGAAAACACCUACCCCUUAUUUCUGAAGUCUGACAUCUAUUUGGAAUAUACUCGGACAGGAGGAGAGAGCCCGAAGCUGUACAGCGAUCACAGCUCUGUGUCUGGGAAUGGAAAGGGACUGUCCAGUUAUUUGCCGACUUUGAUUGAAGAUGAGGAGUGGAGGUGUGACCAGGAGCCCGAGGAGCAGCCCGAGUGUGACCCCACGCCGAGCAGCCGGCUCACCCAGAAGCUGCUGAUGGAGACGGCACCGCAGCGCGUCGCCAACAGCGCCAGGUUCCAGGACGGUCACGAGUACAGGAAUGCUCCAUGUCGGGAGCCCAUCAACCCGUACUACGUCAACAGUGGUUAUGCUAUGGCUCCGGCCACCAGCGCCAACGACAGUGAGCAGCAGAGUAUGUCCAGCGACGCCGACACCAUUUCCCUCACAGACAGCAGUGUAGACGGGGUUCCACCCUACAGAUACCGUAAACAGCAUCGCCGGGAGAUGCACGAAAGCGCCAAAGCAAAUGGGCGAGUGCCACUACCUCAUAUUCCACGCACAAACCGGAUUCCUAAAGAUAUACACGUGGAGCCGGAAAGAUUUGCUGCAGAGCUGAGCAGCAGACUGGAGGGCGUUCUGAGGGAGAGGGAGGCUCAAGAGAAGCUAGAGGAGCGGCUGAAGAGAGUACGAUUGGAAGAGGAAGGUGAUGAAGUCAUGUCCACAGCCGCAGCGUUAUCCAGUCACAGGUUCCCCCCUGGUGCUUAUCCGCAGAACUACAACUCACGCUUUGCUGACAACGCCUUCAGCGGUCCUCUUCUGAGAGACGCUCACGAGGAGAACCCGGAGAGCAUCCUGGACGACCACGUCCGGCGGGUCAUGAAGACGCCCGGCUGCCAGUCGCCGGGCACAGGCCGCCACUCUCCCAAGUCACGCUCCCCAGACGGCGUCCCAGGGGCAAAAGGGACGGGACUUGGUACGGCGCCUGGGAAACAUCCAUCCAGGCACGGUCUCAAGGGAGACGGCGGCCACCUGUACCACCACAAACACAUGCACCACACCCACCACGCUGGCGUCGGGAAGCCCAAAGAGCAGGUUGAGGCUGAGGCGGCAGUGCGUGUGCACGGCAACUUCCCCUUGAGCACGGAGACGAGUCAUUACGGAUCAAAGUCUCGCAGCUACGCAGAUGGCAUGGGAUCCAACUCCACGGAGCACACAGGCCACAGUAGCAAAGGUGGCACACAGUGCAAAAGGCCGUUCAAGAAAGGCGAGGAGGUGCGGCCUUGUGACAUGCCAGCGCCUGCAGAGGAGAUGGAGAAAAACCAGAAGAUCCUUUUGUGGCUGAUGGAAGGACAGAAAGAAAUGGUUCAGCAUAAGAGGAGUCCAUACGGGAGUACCACUGGGUCCAAGAGGACCACCAGCCACGAGGCUCAACCGUGGAACACCGUGCAGCCGUCGCACCCUUUCAUCCAGGAUCCCACCAUGCCCCCGAAUCCAGCUCCAAGCCCCCUGAUCCAGCUGGAAGAGGUGCGCCGGCGGCUUGAGGAGGAGAAGAUCAAGUCUGGAACUAUGCAGCCCAAGCAGAGGUACGUGAUGGAGGUGAUCCAGAGGGGUCGCACCGCCGUCAGGCCUGCCCUGUUCCCUCCGCUCAGCAUGGUGCCCGCCGUCUCUGACAGCGAGCUCUCCCAGCCCGAACACAAAGCCACUAAAAAGCAGCCGUGUGAGAAUAUUACUGUCGCGUAUUACUUCUGCGAGGAGCUGAUACCGUACAGGACGUCUGUCAGAGGGAGGGUCGUCUCGCUGGGCCAGUUCAAAGAACUGCUGACGAAGAAAGGAAACUACAGAUAUUAUUUCAAGAAGGUAAGCGACGAGUUUGACUGCGGGGUGGUGUUCGAAGAGGUGCGUGAAGAUGACGCCGUCUUGCCCAUCUUCGAGGAGAAGAUUAUCGGGAAAGUCGAAAGAAUUGAUUGACGGUCAUGUUGAAGAGGGAGGAGUCAAAAGAAGGCAGCGUGUGAUGGUGAAGAGGAAGUGUUUGACGAUUGAGACCAGAGGUGCAGAAAGAAGAACCAUAGAAGGGGAUCCAGAGUUGAGGAGCAAAGCAGUGGUCACGAUGGACGACUCGUGACUUUUGAGGCUCGGUAUCACCGCUGCAGAGACGGCGGACUGGAAGAAGAAAAAGACCUCAUUCACUUCUCCGGAGUGUAAUGUAGCAUUGUAAUGUUUACUAGAAAAAUGAAGGAACGAAAGUGCUACUAAAGCUACAUAUUUUUGAUAUGAUGCAUCAGAUUGUUUCUAAAGUAACCACACUUGUCUUUUUAUAUAUGUAUUGGUAACAGAUGUGUACAGUUUGUGUUAAAAGAUAACAACAUUUUAUAUCUAUUUAAGUAUUUAAAAUGCUCCUUUUCAAUCCUAUGGAAGCAGGAGAGUCGCCGCCGUUGAAGACGAUCAAAAUCCUUUUUAGGGCUGAAUUGUGUUUCUUUGAUUCAUUGUAAGAGCGCCCUCAGUGCUUUUAAAGAAUCACUUACCAGGACUUUAUUAUGUGGCAUUCAGUCAGUCUGCACUUUCAUUGUAUUAUAUGCCACUGACUAUAUCCCAACGUAGGCUGCAACAUCAAUUUCUAAAGCACCAAACAUGAGCGACCAGAAGACCUGAAUCCGCUGUAAAGUCUGCUGCAACCCAGCUCACCGGCCCAGCGUCUGAAGGUGGUACUCUUCACUCUGCAGAAGAUUUCUGGUCAUUUUUGAGGCUCAAACACUUUUCACAAAGUUAUUAUUUAUUGUAGGGCUGUUUUAUUGGGUUGCACGACUGCAUAUAGUUGCUGCUUAUCUAGUGUGUACUGCAUGUGAGUGUAGCUGAUGGCUGUGAGUAUGUACAGGUGAAGUUUUAAGAAAAUUGGCUAUAGAAGUAAUGCAACAAUAUUUUUUUUUUAAGGUGAAUAUCUAUGCAAGUUGGUUCCCCGAAUCCAAAAACUGCAAAGGGCUCCUAUAUUUAUUCACUCCGUAGGAAGUUAGGUCAAUGUUCAAAACCGUUAGAGGCGGGCUGGGCAAUAUACUGAUAUUGUAUCAAUAUCAUAUGAGACUAGAUGUCCUCUUAGGUUUUGGAUAUCAUAAUUUGGCAUAAGAGUUGACUUGUCCUGGUGUUAUAGGCUGCAUUACAGCAAAGUGAACUUACCAGACUGUUCUGUUAUUUGCCUUUUCCCACUUA
Molecule: messenger RNA, 7158 nt
Organism: Anarrhichthys ocellatus (wolf-eel)
Lineage: Eukaryota; Metazoa; Chordata; Actinopteri; Perciformes; Anarhichadidae
Gene: axin1
Product: axin 1
Exons: 12
Coding region: 3379-5925 (848 amino acids)
Biological process (GO): negative regulation of canonical Wnt signaling pathway; cell development; positive regulation of protein kinase activity
Cellular component (GO): beta-catenin destruction complex; nucleus; plasma membrane
Molecular function (GO): identical protein binding; molecular adaptor activity; ubiquitin protein ligase binding
Source: RefSeq, a predicted model, not a curated record